Ipomoea nil (Japanese morning glory) is the source of this 762-nucleotide messenger RNA. RefSeq lists its product as uncharacterized. The transcript has a single exon. The record is from RefSeq and is a predicted model, not a curated record. The coding region runs from base 1 to 762 and encodes 253 amino acids. NCBI's taxonomy places the organism in Eukaryota, Viridiplantae, Streptophyta, Magnoliopsida, Solanales, Convolvulaceae.
AUGGCUAGCCAGGACACGAUGAUGAAGAAAAUGGAUGCAAAGAUUGAUAAGGUUGCUCAGUCUAACCAAGCAUCCAUUCAUAAUUUAGAAGUGCAAGUAGGUCAGUUGGCUAAAUUGGUUGCAGAAAAAGAUCGAGGUAAGUUUCUUAGUACCACUGAAAUAAACCCUAAGGAAGGAGCUAUGGCUGUCACCUUGAGAAGUGGUAAGAUAUUGAAUGAAGUUAUGAAAGAAAAAGAACCCACGAGUGUUGAAAAAGAGAGUGAUAAAGAAGAAGAGCAAGUUCCUAAAGAGAAUUCUAGUGAUCAAAACCUCACUUCCUCUACAGUAAAACCUUAUGUACCCCCCAUUCCAUACCCACAAAGGUUACAAAAGAGGAACCAGGAUAAUAACCUUAAGAGGUUUUUGGAGGUUUUUAAAAAAUUGCAGAUUAAUAUUCCUUUUGUAGAAGCACUUGCCAAUAUGCCAUCUUAUGCCAAGUACAUUAAGGAAAUUGUGUCUAAUAAAAAGAAAUUGGAAGAGUUUGCUACUGUGCACCUAAAUGAGGAGUGUAGUGCUAUUCUACAAAGCAAAUUACCUCCUAAGCUAAUGGAUCCAGGAAGUUUUUUUAUUCCUUGCACUAUUGGUAAUACUGUUAUUGAUAAAUGCUUAUGUGAUCUGGGUGCCAGUAUUAACCUUAUGCCUUUAACUCUUUUUAAGAAGUUGGAAAUAACUGAAAUGAAGCCAACAACAAUCUCUAUCCAAAUUGCGUGUUACGGCCUUUAA